Messenger RNA from Argentina anserina (silverweed cinquefoil), 6034 nucleotides. RefSeq names its product ABC transporter C family member 5. Gene Ontology annotation, biological process: transmembrane transport. Lineage: Eukaryota; Viridiplantae; Streptophyta; Magnoliopsida; Rosales; Rosaceae. Bases 845 to 5461 code for a protein of 1538 amino acids. The record is from RefSeq and is a predicted model, not a curated record. Gene Ontology annotation, cellular component: membrane. Gene Ontology annotation, molecular function: ATP binding; ATP hydrolysis activity; ABC-type transporter activity. The transcript is spliced from 11 exons.
CAUACCACAAACCCCAUGUCCAUUUUCUUCUGUGAUCAAUUUGUUCCUCUUCAAAAUUAUACAAGAAGCAAAGCACAACGCUUUGAUAAAAAAUAUUGGAAACUACACUAGCAAUACGAACCAAACAAUGAAGACUUGCCAUGCCACUGCCCCAACUCGCUCAAAUCGUUUUCUCCUUUUUAACAACUUUACACAACAACAAGCAGAGUUUUAAAACCAAUUCUUUGUAGAUACAAGAAGAAGAAGAAGAAGAAGAAGAAGAGUCUUAACACGUUUAAAGUCUCCACCUUUGGGUUCUGUAGCUCAUUCUGCUUUCUGGGUUUAAUCUCAAAAGGGAAGGCAGAGCUUUGCUUUGCGUUUGUGGAUGGGGGUUUGUUGUUCGUACUUGUCUUCAUCGGCACCACCGCUGGUUCACCAUUAAAGCCUCCCCACCCUCAUUUUGAGGUCAUUUGUUUUGUUAUUUUCUGUAUCAAAGUGGAUUGCUUUUCACCUUCGUGAUGCUUCUUUGUCAUGUUGUGGCUCCUCGCUGGCUCUAUAUAGCUUAGAUAACAAAAGAGAAAUUGAAAAGGAAUCGUUUUUGAUACAGAGAGAGAGAGAGAGAGAGAGAGAGAGAGAGAUGUCUUCGUUUUCCGUGAUGAUGAGAUAAAAGCCUGUUUGUUUCCAUGUGCAAUGUGUCCUCCUGUGCAGGUUUUGUUGCAUCUCAAAACCCAGAUGGUGAAAUGCCCACACGAUUCGAUCGCUUCUUCUUCUUCUCCUUCUUCUUCUUAUUAUUAAUACUAGCUCUAAUCCACUUUCACUUCUCUCUGUUUGUUCAUAAAGUUGAGACCUAUAGCUCUGUUCUGCAAUGGGUCUCACUCUGUUGCUCCACAAAAUCCCAGCUUCUUCAUUGUUCUUAUCUUUUCCUAACCCAGUUCUGCAAUCCCAGAUGACCCUUUUGGCUGCUGUGCAAGAGCUUCCCUUUCUGGAGCUCUCUUCAAUUUUCAUUAAUUUGGCACUGGUUAUUGCAUUUCUGUUGGUUGUUUCUGUCCGGCGGAUGUUUGUCUGUCUUGGCCGGAUUAGGGUGGUGAAGGAUGAUUUGGGUUUAAGUGGGAACCCAAUGAGGGAUGAUAGUGUUGUUGAUGGGGGAAUUCAGGAGGUUAGAGUUGGUACGGACUUUAAAUUUUCAGUUUUUUGCUGUAUCUAUGUGUUGUUUGUGCAAGUUGUGGUGUUGGGGUUUGAUGGGGUUGGUUUGGUUAGAGGAGGGGGAGGAGGAAGGGGUGAGGUGGUGCAUUGGUCUGUGCUUUGCUUACCAGCUGCACAUGCUUUAGCUUGGUUUGUGCUGAGCUUCUCGGUUUUGCAUUGUAAGUUCAAGGCUGCCGAAAAGUUGCCAUUUCUGAUGAGGGUUUGGUGGGUUGUGUCAUUUGGCUUGUGCUUGUGCACUUUGUAUGUUGAUGGGAGAAGUUUUGUAGAACAAGGGUUGAUACACCUUCGCUCUCAUGUUGUGGCUAAUUUUGCAGCCACACCAGCUCUAGCGUUUCUCUGUUUCCUUGCUUUUAGGGGUGUGACGGGUGUGGUAGUUUGUAGAAACUCUGAGCUUCAAGAGCCAUUGCUUGAAGAAGAAGCAGGGUGUCUUAAGGUUACACCUUAUAGUGAUGCUGGGAUUUUCAGCUUGGCUACACUAUCUUGGAUAAACCCUCUUCUUUCAACUGGGGCAAAGAGACCGCUUGAGAUCAAGGAUAUUCCUCUACUGGCACCAAAAGAUCGAGCCAAGACCAACUAUAAGGUCUUGAAUUCAAAUUGGGAAAAACUGAAGGCUGAAGAUCCUUCAAGGCAACCUUCUUUAGCGUGGGCAAUUCUCAAGUCCUUUUGGAAGGAGGCAGCUUGUAAUGCUAUUUUCGCUGGCUUGAACACUCUUGUUUCAUAUGUCGGUCCUUAUAUGAUCAGCUAUUUCGUUGAUUACUUGGGGGGGAUAGAGACUUUCCCUCAUGAAGGGUAUAUCCUUGCUGGGACCUUCUUUGCAGCGAAGCUAGUUGAGACCAUAACAACUAGGCAGUGGUAUCUUGGGGUGGACAUUUUGGGUAUGCAUGUACGAUCAGCUCUGACGGCAAUGGUAUACAGAAAGGGACUCAGGCUUUCCAGCUCAGCCAAGCAAAGUCACACUAGUGGAGAGAUAGUUAACUACAUGGCUGUUGAUGUUCAGAGGAUAGGGGACUAUUCCUGGUAUCUUCAUGACAUAUGGAUGCUUCCUCUGCAGAUUGUUCUUGCCCUUGCAAUUCUAUACAAGAAUGUUGGAAUUGCUUCUGUUGCUACAUUGAUUGCCACCAUUAUCUCCAUUGUUCUUACUGUACCCUUGGCAAAGAUACAAGAGGAUUAUCAAGACAAGUUGAUGACUGCCAAGGAUGAGAGAAUGAGGAAGACUUCUGAGUGCCUGCGGAACAUGAGAAUUCUCAAGUUGCAAGCUUGGGAGGACAGAUACCGACUGAUGUUAGAAGAGAUGCGUAGUGUGGAGUUUAAAUAUCUACGCAAAGCCCUCUACUCGCAAGCUUUUAUCACAUUCAUGUUCUGGAGCUCUCCUAUAUUUGUUUCAGCAGUCACAUUUGGUACUUCUAUAUUUUUGGGUACUCGUCUCACUGCAGGUGGUGUUCUUUCUGCUCUAGCCACUUUCAGGAUCCUCCAAGAACCACUCAGGAAUUUCCCUGACCUGGUAUCGAUGAUGGCUCAGACAAAAGUUUCCCUUGAUCGUAUUUCUGGGUUCUUGCAGGAGGAAGAGUUGCAGCAAGAUGCAACAAUCGUCCUGCCACGGGGCAUCACAAGCACAUCAAUAGAAAUUAAAGAUGGCGUGUUUAACUGGGACCCUUCCUCUGCAAGACCAACAUUAUCAGGAGUCCAAAUGAAAGUGGAAAGAGGGAUGCGUGUGGCUGUAUGCGGAAUGGUUGGUUCUGGAAAAUCAAGUUUUCUUUCUUGCAUACUCGGGGAGAUCCCAAAAAUCUCCGGUGAAGUAAAGUUGUGUGGUACUGCUGCUUAUGUUUCUCAGUCAGCAUGGAUACAGUCUGGUAAUAUUGAAGAAAAUAUUCUUUUUGGUAGCCCCAUGGAGAAACCAAAAUACAAGAAGGUUAUUCAUGCUUGUUCACUGAAAAAGGAUUUGGAACUAUUUUCACAUGGAGAUCAGACCAUAAUUGGUGAUAGAGGCAUAAAUUUGAGUGGUGGCCAGAAGCAACGUGUGCAGCUUGCAAGGGCACUGUAUCAAGAUGCUGACAUUUAUUUACUUGACGACCCCUUCAGUGCAGUUGAUGCACACACUGGAUCAGAGUUGUUUAAGGAAUACAUAUUAACAGCAUUAGAAGACAAGACUGUUGUCUUUGUGACCCAUCAAGUCGAAUUUCUGCCUUCUGCUGAUUUAAUCCUGGUUCUUAAACAUGGGCGUAUCAUACAAGCAGGAAAAUAUGAUGAUCUUUUACAGGCAGGAACUGAUUUUAAGACUCUAGUCUCAGCACACCAUGAAGCAAUUGAAGCUAUGGAUAUUCCUAAUUAUUCAUCAAGCGACUCAGAUCACAGCUUGUGUCCAGAUGGCUCUGUCAAAAAUGGUGAUGCAACAAGCAGUAGUGUUGAUUGUUUGGUGAAGGAAGUGCAAGAAGGUCCAUCAGCUGCAGAGCAGAAAGCAAUUAAAGAGAAAAAGAAGGCAAAGCGUGCAAGAAAGAAGCAGCUUGUGCAAGAUGAGGAAAGGGUAAGAGGAAGAGUCAGCAUGAAGGUUUACUUGUCAUACAUGGCUGCAGCAUAUAAAGGAUCGCUGAUUCCACUCAUAAUCAUUGCACAAGUAAUAUUUCAAUUCCUUCAAAUUGCUAGUAGUUGGUGGAUGGCUUGGGCGAAUCCUCAAACUCAGGGAGAUCAGCCUAAAGUGACUGCUAUGGUCCUUCUUGGUGUAUACAUGGCCCUUGCAUUUGGGAGCUCUUGGUUUAUAUUUAUUAGGGCUGUGUUAGUAGCUACAUUUGGUCUAGAAGCUGCACAGAAAUUGUUUUUGAAGAUGCUUAGGAGUGUUUUCCGCGCACCAAUGUCUUUCUUUGACUCUACCCCUGCUGGACGAAUCUUGAAUCGUGUAUCGAUUGAUCAAAGUGUGGUGGAUCUUGAUAUACCUUUUAGACUUGGUGGGUUUGCUUCAACGACAAUACAGCUUAUAGGCAUUAUCGGUGUGAUGACCAAAGUUACCUGGCAAGUUUUGCUUCUUGUUGUUCCUAUGGCCAUUGCUUGUUUGUGGAUGCAGAAAUAUUACAUGGCUUCGUCAAGGGAAUUAGUACGAAUUGUUAGCAUUCAGAAAUCUCCAAUUAUCCAUCUUUUCGGUGAGUCAAUUGCAGGGGCAGCCACAAUAAGAGGAUUUGGACAAGAAAAGAGGUUUAUGAAGAGAAAUCUAUAUUUCCUCGAUUGUUUUGCUCGCCCAUUCUUUUGCAGUAUUGCUGCUAUUGAAUGGCUCUGCCUAAGGAUGGAGUUGCUCUCGACUUUUGUGUUUGCUUUCUGCAUGCUUUUACUUGUGAGCUUUCCACAUGGAACCAUUGAUCCAAGCAUGGCGGGUCUUGCUGUAACAUAUGGCUUGAAUUUAAAUGCACGAUUAUCACGGUGGAUACUUAGCUUCUGCAAGCUUGAGAACAAAAUUAUCUCCAUAGAAAGGAUUUAUCAGUACAGUCAAAUUCCAAGUGAAGCCCCCCCAGUUAUUGAAGAUUCUCGUCCUCCAACAAGAUGGCCAGAGAAUGGAACAAUUGAACUGCAUGAUUUAAAGGUUCGUUACAAGGAAAGUCUUCCUGUAGUGCUUCAUGGGGUAUCUUGCACUUUUCCUGGCGGAAAAAAGAUUGGAAUUGUUGGACGUACUGGAAGUGGCAAAUCCACUUUGAUCCAGGCCUUAUUUCGACUGAUUGAACCAGCAGGUGGAAGAAUCCUUAUAGACAAAAUAGAUAUUUCUACACUUGGUCUUCAUGAUCUCCGUAGUCGUCUCAGUAUCAUACCCCAGGAUCCUACCUUAUUUGAAGGAACUAUUAGGGAAAAUCUUGAUCCCCUUCAAGAGCAUUCGGAUCAUGAAGUUUGGCAGGCACUUGACAAAUCUCAGCUUGGAGAGGUAAUCCGCAAAACAGAGCACAAGCUUGAUUCACCAGUGCUAGAAAAUGGAGAUAAUUGGAGUGUGGGGCAGCGACAACUUGUUUCUCUGGGCCGGGCAUUGCUUAAGCAGGCCAAAAUACUGGUGCUUGAUGAAGCAACAGCAUCAGUUGAUACGCAGACAGACAACCUCAUCCAGAAAAUCAUUCGAUCAGAGUUUAAGAACUGUACUGUGUGCACUAUAGCUCAUCGCAUACCAACCGUCAUUGACAGUGAUGUAGUAUUGGUUCUUAGUGAUGGUCGAGUGGCAGAGUUUGAUACUCCUCAAAGGCUGUUAGAAGAUAAAUCAUCCAUGUUUCUAAAAUUGGUGACCGAGUAUUCAUCAAGGUCAUCAGAUUUUUGAAUCAGAUGGCAUGCCAUUGAACCUUUGAUUCAAAGGCAGCAAGAACAAAUGUACAAAUUGAAGCAGUUGCCGCCACUUCCCUUGCUGCUGCUUCGUUCGGCAAAGUUGAAAGCUAAUUGGGAGAGAUAUGCACCAUUAUCAACCCAAUACCCCAUAAGAGGAAACUUGUUUCCAAUCUACAGGGAUUAUGCACUAAUUCAUCCCCCAAAACAAACGGGGGAAUUGUUUCAUGGUUAAAAAUAAGUCGGGUUAGUGUGGUUUAUAAUAAAUAACAGUCGACAGAAGAGGCAAAUAUCAGGAGUGAAGUCGUGUCUAGUCAUGUUCAAUAAUGUAGUCCUUAGAUUGGAAGCUGUAGGUCUAUGUAGUUAGUGAAUAGGUGGAGCUGGGUUGUAAUGUUUUUGAUCUGAAAGGAUUAGUUAAUGUUCAUCCACAAUUUUGGUGGCAAGAUUAUAGUUUUGUCUUCUAGAAUCCUAAUUCCAACUAUUUACUCUGCUGUACUUGGUACUGAAUGAGCUACAUCAGUUUAUACAACCUUGCAUAUCCUCUUGUUUUGCUGAGGUAAGUUACAUGCAA